AUGUAUCUCUAUAUUAAUAAUCUUUCUAGUCCAGUUCCUCCUGAGUUGGGGAAGUUAACAUCGCUCCAGGAUUUGGAAUUGAGCAUGAAUCAUCUCACGAGUCAAAUUCUAUCAUCGUUGAGCAAACUUACUAGUUUAAGAACUUUGUAUCUCACUAGUAAUAAACUUUCUGGUCCCAUUCCUCCUGAGUUGGGAAAUUUGACAUCGCUCCAAGACCUAGGAGUAAGCACAAACCAUCUCAUAGGUCAAAUUCCAGCUUCGUUGAGUAGAUUAACUGGUUUAAGAACUCUAUAUCUCCAUACUAAUCAUAUUUCUGGUACCAUUCCUCCUGAAUUGGGGAAGUUGACAUCGUUCUAA
This is a messenger RNA of Olea europaea var. sylvestris, 357 nucleotides long. RefSeq names its product probable leucine-rich repeat receptor-like protein kinase At1g35710. Lineage: Eukaryota; Viridiplantae; Streptophyta; Magnoliopsida; Lamiales; Oleaceae. The record is from RefSeq and is a predicted model, not a curated record. The coding region runs from base 1 to 357 and encodes 118 amino acids. Gene Ontology annotation, molecular function: protein binding. The transcript has a single exon.